Molecule: messenger RNA, 1350 nt
Organism: Nicotiana tabacum (common tobacco)
Lineage: Eukaryota; Viridiplantae; Streptophyta; Magnoliopsida; Solanales; Solanaceae
Source: RefSeq, a predicted model, not a curated record
AUGUCACAAACUACCAAUGAUAUUGAUAUGCCGGACACAAAUGUGUCUUCUAUUACAAAUCCUACAAAUCAAUUAGUUAAGGUGGCCAUGCAAAAUAACAUCCAUAAUGACCCUACUACCCCUAUUAAAAAUCACAGCACUACUAAUAAUACUACCCUUCCUAGUGGGCAAAUUAGUAACAAUCCGUCCAUUAACCACAAUCUCAAGAAAGAUCUUUCAUCAAGAUCUGCUUAUCCACAAAGGCCUAAGCAUGCUAGCCAAAUGGCAAUGACAGAAGAACAUCCAAGCCAAAUGGCUAAAAAUCCAGCACACGCAAAGGAUUUGGGAACUCAGCCUAUAAACUCCACCCUUGGGGACUCAAACGAUAUACAAAAGAUAUCCCCAAUCAUUACCCUAUCAACCAAUCCAUCCCUUAUACCUAAUAGCUCCUCCCCCAUGCCUGAUUUAGAAUUAUUAAGUAACCUAAACACUGAUCAUAAUGCCAACAUUACCAUCAUCCCUAAGGAGGAGACAAAGACUUCUCCAAAUUCUUCGACAAACCAGAAUCACCAUGGAAAACCUCUCACCUCUCCAACCUCAACUAGUAAACCCUCGAAUAAUUUAUGUUCAACCACCUCAAGCUCAAGACUAUCAACCUGUAUCAUGGAUGGAGAUGGAUCUGAUGGGCCAUACAUGCUCAUUCAAUGUCCAGAUAAAUGGCCAGGACUCGAUUAUCAUCCUCCACAACACUCAGUAUCUAGCCCAGUUAGUGACAGAAGGCAUAAGGUUGGCCAUGAACAACUACCUCAAUCAAGCAUGGCUCAACAACAUCCUUCAACCCUUAGCACCAUCAGUGAACCCCCAGCUGGUUCAUGCAAUGAGGAACCAGUGGAACCUUCCUCGACAUUUCAAUCCAAUCUAUCCUCAAAAUGUUUUAAUGGACAUGCCAUUCUUCAUGCCAGAGAAUCUGUCUCAACUAAACCCUAUUUUUCUUCCAUGGGAACAACCUCAACCAAUCCAGGAGCCUCAGAUACCACAACAACCUCCCUCCCCACCCCACAAUCAAGUGCCUAUGCCAGAACCAGUAGAGGCAGAAAUGGAAGAGGAAGAGGAACCCCUAAACCUACUCUUAGAAAGAGUCCUAGAAAUCUCAAGUCUCGACGGAGUAAAAGUGUUUCUCUUUUCAGAGAGGCAAGAGAAGAGGCAUGUUCUCAGCUGCCCUCUAGCAUUAUACAAAUGAUCGAUGGACAUAAGACCUCCACAGGAUCCAACUGUAGGCAAUCGAGCCAUGAUCCUAGUUCCAUCAUUAAGGGGGAACCCAGUUCUAGGGGACGUGAAGGAGAAUGGGAAUCCAACGAACCAAAACUUUAA